Acanthochromis polyacanthus (spiny chromis) is the source of this 7232-nucleotide messenger RNA. RefSeq names its product collagen, type XXVIII, alpha 1a (gene col28a1a). The transcript has 35 exons. NCBI's taxonomy places the organism in Eukaryota, Metazoa, Chordata, Actinopteri, Pomacentridae. The record is from RefSeq and is a predicted model, not a curated record. The coding region runs from base 465 to 3983 and encodes 1172 amino acids. Gene Ontology annotation, molecular function: serine-type endopeptidase inhibitor activity.
CGCAAUAAUAAUGAGUUGAAUUAGGCCAUUGGUGCAUGAUAGGUGUCAUUUGUGAAACAGUUUUAGAACUUUUCAGAAUAUAUUUUUAAAUAUAUCAUUUAAAAUAUUUGGAUAUAAUCCUGAUUACAUAAUGAGGUUAUUGUGGGAGACAUGAAGGACAGUUUUGACGGUUAAAGGUAUACAAAUAAUGAGGAUGUUUUUUUUCCUCCUGUUCAAGUAGCAUUUUAUUGCAGAGGCAGCAGCAGGAAGCUGUAGGUGUGGUGGUAUGCUGACUUGACACCGGUGAACUUGUGUUGUUCAGUCUGUGGGUGAUGUGCUGCAGGUUGGACUCUCUGUCGGUGUUCUCUGUGCCUCAACAGAGACAACAACUGCAGUAGAAGUCAGCACAACAGCUGCUCAGCUCACUGCUAGAUUAGCCUGGAGCUCCUGUUCUACCAACACAGGCUGAGCAGCUGGACUCAGCAAUGACUGAGUUUGUGAAGAUUUUGAUUUUGAUUUUGGCGCUGUCAGGCCCAACCAGAUGCCAAAACAGAAGGAGGAAGGGACAGAGAGAUGAGAACCAGGUCAUCGUUAAUGAGACCAAAACACUAAUCUGCCCAGUGGAGAUCAUGUUCAUUGUUGAUAGUUCAGAGAAAGCCAAAUCUCUGCUAUUUGAGCAACAGAAGGAAUUCAUUCUGCGCUUUAGCACCAAGCUCAUGCAACUCCACUCCGCCGGCUGGCGUCUGCGCUUGCGCAUGGCCGCUCUGCAGUACAGUAGCACUGUGUCAGUGGAGCACAACUUCAGAGACUGGCAGGACUUGGAUGUCUUUCAGAGCCGGGUGGCCUCCAUGACCUUCAUCGGCCAUGGCACCUAUUCUGCCUACGCUAUCACCAAUGCCACCAAGGUGUUCAGCCGAGAGACAUCCUCCAGCAGCCUAAGGGUGGCACUUUUGAUGACAGAUGGACUGGACCAUCCACGCAGCCCCAGUGCUGUGACAGCUGCUGCUGAAGCCAAACAGCACAACAUCAGGGUGUUCACCAUCAGGCUGUCCGGACUGCCCAGGGAGGGUUCCAUGGGUUCAAAGCUGAGAUCUAUUGCCAGUGCCCCUCCACAACAGCAUGUCCUCAGCCUCACUGACAGCCACCUGGAUGACAGACUUUUUAAUGAACUGAGUAUGGUUGUUAAAUCUGGGUGUCCACAACCAAAGACCUGUCUGUGUGAGAGAGGGGAGAGAGGUAAUCCGGGAGCCCCGGGGAAGCCAGGCGAGCCAGGAUCUGAUGGAGCUCCAGGUCCAAAGGGGUCUCGUGGGGAACCUGGUAUUAAUGGACGACCAGGAAUCGAAGGCCUUGAGGGAAUGCCUGGUAGCAAAGGGGAAAAGGGAGAACAGGGUGAAUGUGGUGCCACUGGUAAAAAGGGAGAACAGGGUGCUGUUGGACCUUCUGGUCCCAGAGGCCCCAGAGGAGAGCAGGGAGCCAGAGGGGCAUCUGGAGACCAGGGUGCAGAGGGGGCAUCUGGAUCUAAAGGUGAGCGAGGACCAAGGGGUGCAACUGGAGCUCCAGGAGAUAAUGGCAUUGGGUUCCCUGGUCCCAAGGGUGACAAAGGUAACCAAGGAAGACCAGGACCACUUGGACCAAUUGGUAUGGGUGAACCAGGGAUGCCAGGUCCAGCAGGGCCUCCAGGGAUGCAAGGUUCUCCAGGGUUUCCAGGUGAGGGCCUGCCAGGGCCCAAGGGUGACAGGGGGUACGAGGGUCCCAAGGGCAGUCGGGGACCUUCAGGAUUUGGGUACAAAGGUGAUAAGGGAAAUACAGGAGCUAAUGGGUUGCCAGGUUUGGUAGGGUUUCCAGGGGCCGGCAUCCAAGGAGAGAAGGGGGAUCAAGGACCUGUAGGGCCUUCUGGUCCAAGAGGACCUCCGGGACUCGGCCUAGUGGGACCAAAGGGUGACCAGGGCUUCCCUGGAGAACCUGGACCUCAGGGAGAAAGGGGUGUAGGUGAGCCAGGACCAAAGGGUGAGCCAGGACCCGAUGGGGCUGCUGGGAUACCUGGUAUUCCUGGUGAAGAUGGUGCUGUUGGGCCUAAGGGAGAGAUGGGGUUGCCCGGGCUGCGAGGCCUAGAGGGAAUACCUGGAAAAGGCAUACCUGGAGAAAAGGGAGAUAGAGGUGACCGAGGCCCAAGGGGACUUUCAGGGUCUCCAGGGCCUGUUGGACCUGCUGGAGCUAAGGGAGAGCCUGGCAGCUCAGGAAUGAUGGGCCUACCUGGACCUGCUGGGCGCGGCUUACCAGGACCAAAGGGUGAUCCUGGGCCUGUAGGACUGUCUGGGCCUGUAGGAGAACCUGGAGUUGGAAUCAUUGGGCCAAAGGGAAACAAAGGAAAUAUUGGGCCUGUAGGGCCACCAGGGAUGAAGGGAGAUGACUUACCAGGACCACAGGGUCUUCCUGGAUUACCAGGAGUGCAAGGAGAGAUGGGACCUGAAGGGAAAGGACUACCUGGACCUAAGGGCGACAGAGGCUUACCAGGUGUCCCAGGCCCGUCAGGUGCUCCUGGAAUCGGACUUUAUGGACCAAAGGGCUCUACUGGGCAGCCUGGUCCACGUGGCCUGCCUGGGCCUCUAGGAGAAGGCAUCCCAGGACCAAAGGGAGAACCUGGGUUUCAGGGAGCGAUGGGUCCUCGUGGGACACCAGGGGAUGGUCUUCCAGGGGAGAAGGGUAAUCGAGGUAUUCCGGGAGAUAGAGGAAAGAAAGGAGACAAAGGAGACUAUGGAGAGCCUGGAUCACCUGGACCAGUGGGGAGCCCUGGGGGAAAAGGGGAACCAGGACUGACAAGUGAAGAGGUCAUCAGGAUAAUAAGGGAAAUUUGUGGCUGUGGUCUCAAGUGCAGAGAGAGUCCUUUGGAGUUGGUGUUUGUGAUAGACAGCUCUGAAAGUGUUGGACCAGAAAACUUUGAGCUGGUGAAGGACUUUGUGAACGGUCUUAUUGAUCGGAUGACGGUAAGCCGAGAAGCCAGCCGGAUUGGUGUGGUGCUUUACAGCCACAUUGACAUUGUGGUGGUCAGUCUGCAGCAGCAGUUCAGCCAGGAUGACAUCAAGGCCGCUGUCAGAAUGAUGCCCUAUCUGGGUGAGGGCACCUUUACUGGCAGCGCCAUUCAUCGAGCCAACCAGCUUUUCCAGUCCUCUCGGCCUGGUGUGAGGAAAGUGGCUGUGCUUUUAACGGAUGGGCUGGCUGACCCACGUGACAUCAUGCAGUUUGAAGAAACAAGUACAGAGGCCCAUGUAGAGGGAAUAGAGGUGUUUGUUGUGGGAGUUGUGAACAAGACUGACUCCUUGUAUGAAGAGUUCCAGGCUGAGAUGAAUGUUAUCGCUUCUGAUCCGGAUGAAGAUCACGUCUACCUCAUAGAUGACUUCAGGACACUUCUUACUCUGGAAACUAUCAUCCUGAGUAGGAUUUGUGAGCAUGACACGAUGGUCUUCACACCAAACUUGCCAUCUGUGAAAAUCCUCCCAAAGGCUCCAGAGGCCUCCCGUUCUAAAGAGUUCCCAGAGGAGAAAAACAGACAACUGGAACACCCUGAGGAGACAGUAACAGCACAGCCUCCACAGGCCCCUGAGUCAGGGCGGAUUGAUGAGAACCAGGUUAACACUGAAUUGCUGGUGGAGCCUUGGAAUGAGCCACCAGACAUCACGCUCGCCUCUCCUGGUGGCAUGGGGAAACAGGGUCCUGGGGUGACUUCUGUGGUGGGCCCUCAGAGUCCCACUGAGUGGCUGUAUGAGACAGAAAGCACACAGGCACCUUUCAGCCCUCCUCCUUCCCCACUUCUAACCGACUCACCAGUGUCAGAUGAGGGGUGCAGUCAGCCUCUGGCCCCUGGCCCCUGUCGGCAAUAUAUAGUCAGGUGGUACUACGACCCCGAGGCCAAUGCUUGUGCCCAGUUCUGGUACGGAGGUUGUGAAGGCAACACAAACAACUUUGAGACUGAAGCCAACUGCAGGAAUACCUGUGUCUACACAUAACAGACUAUCUUUGGAGAGAAGGGUGUGUGCAAGCUAACAUACUUCAUUAGCAGCACUGAGGAACAGAGUGAAGUAGUGACGUAGGCUUUACUGUUGGACCAGAGCUCAGGGAGCUGCUGUUAACUUGCUCUGUGGAUUACUGCAGGUGAGGGAGAUGAUGGAGAGCAGAUAUGGACCAUCACAACAUCUCUCAGACUACGUUUACACUGCAGGUGCACAAUUCUGACCUGCUGUACAUAUUUUACCUGUGUUAUCUUCUUACAUCUGCAAGAACUCGUUUUAAAUGCAUUUUUAUUUUAUUCCCACUUCCAUUCUAUUGUUAUCAAGCUGUCAUUCAGGCUGAUGCUGAUCAAACACUGAACCAGAAUCACCAGGUCCUGUAUCAUAAAGUAAAGUCAACAUAGAGCCCACUGAGCCUACCACUGAUAGUGCUUAAUGAGCUGUAUCGCCAAGCUUCUCAGUUAACUUUGAGCUUUCACAUUCAAUAUACUUUAAUACUGUGUGAGUACUAACUAUUACACUGUACACAAUAAUCACAACUAGACUAAAAUAAAGGAGCUCCAGAAGAUUUGCAAAUGCAGUCAAAUAGAAAAAAUAUAAGGAAUACAAAAUCUAUAGAUACGUGGGCGUCAUUAAGUAAGUAUUUAUAAAUGUGACUGGCACAUCAAUAUUUAAAGUAGUCCAGUAUGAACUCAUGACUAUGUGAUACACUUAAGAACUGAAAAAACAGAGAUUGCUUGUAAGCACAAAACAAUCUCUGUCUGCAAUCCUAUUUUAAAUCCAGAGUCUUCUGUCGAAUCAAAGUAGAUCUUCAUAGGUGUCAGAAUAUUUCUGUUGGUAGUAAUUGCUCGUCACUUUAUUGGGAAGUCAGUAUUGUGAUCAAGGAAUCUAACUGGUCAGCUAUUAAGCCAUUGUUCUGAGGAUAAACGGCUCUGGAGCAGAUUUCCUAUGUAACCUAGGUUACCAUCAUCACUCAGAUCUGAGUUGAAACCAGAGAUACAUGGUUGACCUGCUGAUCUUGCUUCAUGGUAUAUCAUAUAAUGAAUUUAAGACUGACAUUAUUAGUUGAGCUCUUUGUAGAAGUUUCACCUCACAUUUUCGGACACAGCCAAUAACACUGAUUUAAAAACACCAGCAGUCAGUCCAGUCUCUGUUCGUGCUAUACAAGCAACAUGCCUCUGAUUAAUGAUGCCAAACUGAGUAAAUUUUCCAGGAUUUAAUGUGUUAAUGUGGCUCAUGUUUCAUUAGCUGAUGUAACUGAUCUGUCCCUAUCCUCUGACUUGAGUUCUUGUUUUUAAAAACAUUCAGUGGAUAUUGUUGUCUGAAAAGCCAAUAUAAAUGUGUCAGUUUUAGCUUAAAAACAAAAAAAUAUUAUAACUACAUUGUGAUAUUUUAAGAGUAAAGUCAUUUUUUGUAAAAUAAAUAAAUAAAUAAAACUAAAAGUUUAGAAAAUGUGGUCAUACCUCUACAAAUAGAAAAAACAGUAAAUCUUCUAAAUAAAGUCACAUAACAUUUACAAAAAAAAUAAAGUCAGUCUUCAGAGGGAAUAACUCAUUUUUUAAAGUAGUACAUCAGGAUUUAAUAACAUUAAAAAAAGUCUAAAUCCUGCCAUCUGUAGCAGAAACUACCAUAGCUUUUCACAGAUCUUAACAUGUCUCUGUUUAUGAAUGAUAUUAGUCACCACAGUAACAUCACAGCUGUGCAAGACAUUGCCAUACAUUUUUUUACAGCUGUGUAGCUGAAAUUAAAAUUAAGGCUGAGUUUAAAUAGGGUCUGUCAACAUGUUGGCAUUCUGACCCAUGAGCACUCAUUACUGCAUUAGUACACAAUUGCAUGAGUGUUCAUGGGUUGGAUCACACCCAGCUUGAAAAUCUUCCUUAACUUCGACCUUAACUAAACACCUGUAAAGUUUUGUUACUGUCUAUCCCUUUAACAAAAAUUUCUCCUCACAUAUUUUAACACCUUCCAGAGUUCGUAGACCCCCUUUCUGGUAGUUCCUCCUCCAGUAGGUGUCUCUGGGACCACGCUUGGCCGUAAUCAAAGAGACACACAGACUCAUGAGUUUAUAACAACACCAGUCAGAUUUUUGCAUUUGGCUAAUGUUUUUGGACAUUUAUAGAAAGUUAGAAAUAGAAAUGAUAGAAAUGUGAUAUUGAGGGGGCAGUAUUUAACGCCAGGCUCGUAAGUUCACAGAAGCUUUGUCAAAUUUUCCACUUUUUUUCUCAAAACUCUGGCUUUAGUGUCAAAGCUUUUUCAGUCAUUCUACUACUCUCUGUAUUAAUCACUAUUAUUAGAGAUUUAUUGAUGUGAUAUCCAAUGAUUUGGACAGACAGUUGGUACGAGCUGAACAGUGGUUUUCGUCAGGGGACUUGUGUGUACAAUCAAUUACAGAUAAAUGAACCAACCAUGUCAGAGCAAUCAACUGUAGCUGACCGUGACUGUGGUCCUUUAGAUCAUUGUUGCUGUUGACUGCUGCCUCCUCUGCUUUAUAGGCACGUCCAAAUACAUCUGAACUGCACUGUACAAUGUUUAAGCAGCAGGUCUGAAAGUGCAGCUUAUUCAGAUUAUGUUAGCAGGACUUCAUGUUUUGUCACAAAUGAGUUGACUAAAGAUUAGGAGCUUUCGUGUAUCAGCACAGUGUGUCCAAUGACUUCACAUCCAAAUCAGGAAAUUAUUUGUUCCAUACAGCUUGUUGCAUGAUACAUAUUUGCUGCACAAAAAAACAGUACAUCCAUGUCUCUAUAAUAACUCAUUUCUGAAAUAUAAUUGUUCAUGUCGAUAACCACAAAAUACUUCUGAAUAAAUACAGCACGGAACAAUAAAUAAAGGAAUAUACAUACAGUAAGUAUUUCGGUACUUACACUUGCAAUGUGAAUAUAGUCUACUGUAUGUACUGUUGAUACACAUGUAGUGUAUGGACCCAACAGUGUAUAAAACUUUGUGUAUUUUAUUUUAGGGCAAUUUCUGGGAUAUGUCCUUUGAUAUGUUUGUAGAAGAGAUGUCCAUGGUCAUGAUUGACCCUUUGAGGGCAUCUUGGUCAGUAAAGAGUAUGUAUUCCUAUCCUGUUUAGAGAAUUUUCACAUGUUGCAGCUAUUUCUGUCUCCACUUCUUAAGUUGUAGUUGUUUUAUUUUGUCUUAAUUAAAUGUAUUAACCUCCACUACAAAAAGUGUUAUAUGAAAAGUGUCAUAUUUUACUGUAAAAUAUAUUUUGUUUAACACUGUCCAUGUAUCAGAAGGAACAAUAAGUAG